Cyprinus carpio (common carp) is the source of this 4421-nucleotide messenger RNA. RefSeq names its product protein FAM222A-like. The record is from RefSeq and is a predicted model, not a curated record. NCBI's taxonomy places the organism in Eukaryota, Metazoa, Chordata, Actinopteri, Cypriniformes, Cyprinidae.
UCCGGGUUUUUGUCAGUCUCGGCUACCCGGCGCAAGGGUGAGGUACAGUGCCUGUGAGCGUAUCACAGAGACGCGGAAUACAGACAAUUUAUCGAUUUAAGUUGAUUAAUUCUUGCUUGAUAUUAGCAUGAACAAGAGCUGCAACCUUUGGAGUCCUUCAGAGGAAUAAUUAAACGGACAGCGGAGUUGAAAUCGCGACAGAAGGGGAUGAAGAGAACCGCUGGAAGUGAACGGUGAUUUCUCUUCUCGAGGAUUAAACGGCGUAUAUUACAUUCCUGCACCUGCUCUCCUGUUAAAGGAAUACCGCCUUAAACACAACCAGGGCUUUCUAGUAUAUGCCGAUGAUAAAACAUUCAGUAUAUGCCGAGGAUAAAACACUCCUCUUGAUUGUAUACGCCAAAGUCUGUGCGCUCUUUGGAUUUAAGGACAUUUGCGAAUCGCAGUUCGUUUAAUUGGCAGAGCACUUAUUUAUUAAUCGGAUUCGUGUCAGCAGAAUAAGCUGUCGUUUUUACUGGAGUUUGCAAUUUCAUACUAAGCCUUACUCGGAGGUUAUUCCAGUUAGUAAACGGGUAAAAAUCCUGACCGACGGAAUCAUUUACGGUAGCGUUUGUUCAAAACGCAGUUAACGGAGCGCAAUUGACACAUUUUUUAUUUUUUUAUUUUUUUUUUGGAAACAGCUCCUCACUUUGAUCCGCCGUCUCCUAUUAAACGAAAAACAGAUCGGAUUCAUUAAAAAAAGAAGAAAUCUUAAGAGAAAGGCAAGGAAAAUUGCCCAACGGUCCUCUGUAGAAGAAGCUGUUUUGGAUGACUUUUUACGCGUGUGAAGAACGCAGAAAAUCAACUUAUAAUAAGUCAACUGAAUAUACCAGGGAUUAUACAUUUUUCCAUUUCAUCUAAGGACAGAAUGAGAUAUUGAUUUUUUUUUCCCCUCAUCAUUUUCCCCUCGUCUGUUCUUUCGGCCGCUUCACGUUCCCACAGUCCUGUCAUCGCCAACCUGCAUGGAAAUCUAGUCAGCACCACAGAGCGAUUUAUGGUCGGCCUCGGCAAACCAGUGUCUGUAGAAUCAUACCUGCGUCUGCGCAGUCAUGCUGGCCUGUCUGCAGAGGAGGCAGAACCCUGCACACCAGCACGCCACGGCCGUCUGCAGCAGCAGCAGCAGCAAGAGUCUUGAGCCAACGCAACACAUCAACCGCAAAUGUGAGCUGACUGUCCCUAUGCCUUCCCCGCGCUACCCCAGCGCAGCAGAGCUGGAUGCCUACGCGCAGAAGACUGCCAACAGCCCUCUGUCCAUCAAGAUCUUCCCCACCAACAUCAGGGUCCCCCAACACAAGCACCUUAACCGGACUGUGAACGGAUACGACACCACCGGACAGCGCUACAGCCCCUACCCACACCUCCACACAGGGGGCUACCAGGGUCUGUUAGCGAUCGUCAAGCUCUCAUCAUCAUCAUCCUCAUCUUCCUCGUCAUGUUUCAUACCCUCCACAAAGGGCGUCCUCAAAAACUCAGAGGGCAGGAGGACUAAGUUGUCUCCGGCGCAGAUAGCAGUGGCUCCUUAUCCGCCUCCAAACAGCAGCACUUUAGGUCAUUGCCACGGACAGAUUGUGUACCACACAGGGCCUCCCAAACCGCCAGAGGCCACCGCUCUGGCGGUCCCCCCUAACGUCACUGUGGCUGGCCCUGUGAUCCCUGUUGCGGGGGGCCGAGGAUUGAACCUCCCUCCCCAGUCGAAUCUUCCCUCCAUCCAGAGCAUCAUUUACCAGAUCAACCAGCACUGCCAGGCCCAGGCUCUGCAGCAGGUGUGUCAGAACGGGGUGUCAACGGGACCUCUGAACCCCAGCCCGUCCAAACCGGGCACCGCUAUCUCCUCAGGGGGGACCUUCGUCACUAGUGUGGCUCCACAGGGAAACAUGGCCUAUUCAGGGACGGUGCUGACAGGGCAAAAUGGAGAGGUGUUGAAGGCCGGGGUGUAUUCCGAAGGUAUGGACUACCUCCUGUGGCAGAAACAGCAGCAGCAGCAGCAAGCUGUUUUAAGGAUGUACAGCGAAGGGAGCGGAGGCGGAGGCGCCGUAAGCAAGUCGCCCGAAACCUGCGCCCCAGGAGGGUCCAUCAUGCUCGGAGGGGCGCAGGUGUCCUCCUCCAGAGGUUACCCGAUGACGGCCAGUACGAGUGGUGGGGGUGGGCUGGACAAGGUCAGCUCCUCCCCUUUGAACUGUGUGGGGAUGCAUGGGAACUUUUCUGUCGGUCAGUACUUUGCACCGCCGUGGAACAGCAUUCUGGUGACGCCGGACAGCGACUGCUACAACCCACAGGAGCUUCCAGGAGCUACGACCACAGCUGGACCGGUGACGGGACACAGGGAGCUGGGAUUCCCCCACCCUCACCAGCACCCUCAUCAUAAUCACCACCACCAUCAACAUCAUCAUCAUCAUCAUCACCCGCCCAUAGACAGCACGGGUGGUCUGUGCUGCAGUUUGCCCAGUAAGAGUCUAUGUAAUACGUCAGUGUUGAGCAGCAGUCUGCAGUCACUGGAAUACCUGAUCAGUGACAUCCAUCCUCCCUGCAUCAAGGAGCAGAUGUUGGGGAAGGGAUACGAGACUGUGUCUGUGCCGAGACUAUUGGACCACCAGCAUGCACACAUCCGCCUCCCUGUUUACAGAUAAGAAGAGACAGGCCUGACUGAUAUAAAGAGCGACUGGAAAAUCUUUAAUCACAAACUGCAGUUAUUGCCAUUGCCUAGAUUUGCAGUGGAGUUUGGUGAUCCUGCUCAAAGCAGACUGGGGAGAUCUGGAUCGGAACACGACUGGGUGAAUGCUAGAAAGCCAAUCGGUGCCUCUCGGCUCAGAGCUGGGAGAGAAUUGCUGGCUGGGAAUUGGAAUGUUCCUAAAUGUGGAUUCUGUGAUUCUUUUCUCUCUUUUUACCAAGAGGGAUUUUUUUUUGUUGUCGUUUUCCAAUUGUUUCUCUUUUUUUCCUUUUGAAUUAUUUUAUCAGACUAAUAUUUUGAUUUUUGGUGAGAGUCAAUGGUUUAAAUGAAGUAAAAAUGGCCUCCUCUCCUCCCCAAGUAACCAUUUGGAUUAACGCGAUGAAGAUGAUGGUCUUAAAGCACCACGCUUGUCUGUAAAAGAUACAGUUGAACCUGUGCUCACAAAACACUGUAAGAGGUAACGGUAUGCACGCAUUACAACAUUUCAAAGACCAAAAAGGCAACUAGAGCAGUGCUUUUAGGUGACGCUAAUGGAUAAAAUGGAAAACCUUAGCGGUAGUUGUUUUAUAGAGAAAUUGCACUGCUUGGGUUGUAAAAAUGUGUGAAAGUCUUGGGAGGUCUGAGGAAAAUUAGACAUUCGAAUAUAAUGUAUUUAAAGAACUUGAAGACUUGAACCUAUUUUUGUUGUUUUUUUUAUAUAUAUAUAUAUAUAUUUGUAGUAUAUAAUAUGCAUUGGCUGCUAAGGGAGUAAGAGUGUAAAAUGCUUAGGUUUUUUAAUGUUUCGUUAAGGGUCUCUAAUUUUGAUUUUAUUCUCCUUUGGCUGCAGUAUAAGUUUCUGCUGUUCUCACGGUGUAACCACCACCGAGAGCUAAACAACAGAACGCUCAUUUAUUUACCUACACUGGAAUCAAAUCUCCACAUAAGCAAAUGUUAAAGUAACUGGUUGUUGGAAAGCUCUGAAAUGAGACUGCCCUCAUUAGCAAGAUUAGGCCGAGCAGAUCUGUUUCAGUCAUAGAAACACAUUCAGCCGAAAUGAAUUCUGAAAAUGAGCCGUCUGUUGUUGGAAAUCUUGUUCUCGAUUGGUUAGGGAUCAAACGACUCUUCCCUCACGGCUUCGAAAGCUUCGAAGGCACGUGACUCCAUUAAAGGAGGACCAGAGAGGUGUCACUUUACCAUUCCUCUUUUUGAAAUGAUAAAAACAAUCAUUGCCUCUCUCAAACGGAGGUGGAAGGAGAGGGGCCGAGCGGUUUUCUCAGCUCUUUGCUAGCGGUUUCGAGCCGGGUUGAGGCCGCUAGUAAGCUUUGUCUCAACACUGAAAUAUUUAUUCCGACUGUGACUUUCCUGUGAAUGUACUGCACUUAGAUUACUGAGAAGACUAAUGCCUUGUGGGACAGAGAGAGGGAAAUAAAGAAAAAUUGGAUGGGCACAGCGGUCCCUGGCAUUAAAUUAGCAUUUCUUUUGUCAGUCAAAUUUCACCGGUAAAUUGAAUUUAGAAACUCGAGAGAGUCGACGGGGGGUUUCUGGCGGAGGCAAAAAGCUGGCUACAGUCUAGAUUUAUGAAGUGCAAUUAUUAUGACUGUAUUAACAAUUUUGUUUUCUCUGAGCUUACACCAAAAAAAAAAAAAUGUAAAAGUACAGCUGUGUCUACAUUCCCAAUGUACCACAUACUCAUUCCCGUCUUGUUUUGAGGUUCAAAUAAAAUGAUUUCAAGAAUUUA